Molecule: messenger RNA, 414 nt
Organism: Necator americanus (New World hookworm)
Lineage: Eukaryota; Metazoa; Nematoda; Chromadorea; Rhabditida; Ancylostomatidae
Exons: 4
Coding region: 1-414 (137 amino acids)
Source: RefSeq, a predicted model, not a curated record
AUGCUAGGUAUGCGGUCUCGCAGACUAUGGAACUAUGACGAAGGGAAGAACUCUGUACGAGAUCUUGGUGUAGAUCAAGAAGGGGUGCGUGUAAAGAGGGUCCCUGCGGAUUUUCGAGCAUGCCUCGAUCAUGGCUCGGCAGAGCAAUUGGCGAGGAAUCGUAUCCCUAAGGAGUUAUCUUUCGCUGCUGCCCAACUGUGUGGCUCCGCCCAUCGCUCCGCCCACUUAUUCCCCGUCAUAUGCGACAUCGCAAGCGUGGCUCGUAUUUCGAUAUGGAUCAAGGAAAAGAGGAAGAAGGAGAGAGGAAAAGUUGAACAAAACUUCGAUGGAUUGGUGCGAGGCGUUGGACGCAUAGCUCAAGGUGAUGAUUGGCGCAAAAAGAAGAAAAAGAAGCAGGAGACAAAGAUUUUGUAA